Messenger RNA from Rhinopithecus roxellana (golden snub-nosed monkey), 2202 nucleotides. RefSeq names its product asparagine synthetase (glutamine-hydrolyzing) (gene ASNS). Gene Ontology annotation, cellular component: cytosol. Bases 264 to 1949 code for a protein of 561 amino acids. The transcript is spliced from 14 exons. NCBI's taxonomy places the organism in Eukaryota, Metazoa, Chordata, Mammalia, Primates, Cercopithecidae. The record is from RefSeq and is a predicted model, not a curated record. Gene Ontology annotation, molecular function: asparagine synthase (glutamine-hydrolyzing) activity.
AGUCCUGCUCCGCCCGGGCCACCCCCCCCCCCCCCCCCCCGGCCCCGCCCCUAUGCGCGCUGGUUGGUCCUCGCAGGCAUGAUGAAACUUCCCGCACGCAUUACAGGAGCCAGGUCGGUAUAAGCGCCCGCAGUCUAGCCGCCCGGCACGCUGUCCGCUGCCCGGCCUCCGCUCACCGUAUCUCCUUGACUUGCUUACGCCCAGAUUUUCUUCAAUCACAUCUGAAUAAAUCACUUAGAGAGAGCUUAUAGCUUCAUUGCACCAUGUGUGGUAUCUGGGCCCUGUUUGGCAGUGACGACUGCCUUUCUGUUCAGUGUCUGAGUGCUAUGAAGAUUGCACAUAGAGGGCCAGAUGCAUUCCGUUUUGAGAAUGUCAAUGGAUACACCAACUGCUGCUUUGGAUUUCACCGGUUGGCAGUAGUUGACCCGCUGUUUGGAAUGCAGCCAAUUCGAUUGAAGAAAUAUCCCUAUUUGUGGCUCUGUUACAAUGGUGAAAUCUACAACUAUAAGAAGAUGCAAGAGCAUUUUGAAUUUGAAUACCAGACCAAAGUGGAUGGUGAGAUAAUCCUUCAUCUUUAUGACAAAGGAGGAAUUGAGCAAACAGUUUGUAUGUUGGAUGGUGUGUUUGCAUUUGUUUUACUGGAUACUGCCAAUAAGAAAGUGUUCCUGGGCAGAGAUACAUACGGAGUCAGACCUUUGUUUAAAGCAAUGACAGAAGAUGGAUUUUUGGCUGUAUGUUCAGAAGCUAAAGGUCUUGUUACAUUGAAACACUCUACGACUCCCUUUUUAAAAGUGGAGCCUUUUCUUCCUGGACACUAUGAAGUUUUGGAUUUAAAGCCAAAUGGCAAAGUUGCAUCUGUGGAAAUGGUUAAAUAUCAUCACUGUCGGGAUGAACCCCUGCACGCCCUCUAUGACAAUGUGGACAAACUCUUUCCAGGUUUUGAGAUAGAAACUGUGAAGAACAACCUCAGGAUCCUUUUUAAUAAUGCUGUAAAGAAACGUUUGAUGACAGACAGAAGGAUUGGCUGCCUUUUAUCAGGGGGCUUGGACUCCAGCUUGGUUGCUGCCACCCUGUUGAAGCAGCUGAAAGAGGCCCAAAUACAGUAUCCUCUCCAGACAUUUGCAAUUGGCAUGGAAGACAGCCCUGAUUUACUGGCUGCUAGAAAGGUGGCAAAUCAUAUCGGAAGUGAACAUUAUGAAGUCCUUUUUAACUCUGAGGAAGGCAUUCAGGCUCUGGAUGAAGUCAUAUUUUCCUUGGAAACUUAUGACAUUACAACAGUUCGUGCUUCAGUAGGUAUGUAUUUAAUUUCCAAGUAUAUUCGGAAGAACACAGAUAACGUGGUGAUCUUCUCUGGAGAAGGAUCAGAUGAACUUACGCAGGGUUACAUAUAUUUUCACAAGGCUCCUUCUCCUGAAGAAGCCGAGGAGGAGAGUGAGAGGCUUCUGAGGGAACUCUAUUUGUUUGAUGUGCUCCGCGCAGAUCGAACUACUGCUGCCCACGGCCUUGAACUGAGAGUCCCAUUUCUAGAUCAUAGAUUUUCUUCCUAUUACUUGUCUCUGCCGCCAGAAAUGAGAACUCCAAAGAAUGGGAUAGAAAAACAUCUCCUGAGAGAGACGUUUGAGGAGUCCAAUCUGAUACCCAAAGAGAUUCUCUGGCGACCAAAAGAAGCCUUCAGUGAUGGAAUAACUUCAGUUAAGAAUUCCUGGUUUAAGAUUUUACAGGAAUAUGUUGAACAUCAGGUUGAUGAUACAAUGAUGGCAAAUGCAGCCCAGAAAUUUCCCUUCAAUACUCCUAAAACCAAAGAAGGAUAUUACUACCGUCAAAUCUUUGAACGCCAUUACCCAGGCCGGGCUGACUGGCUGAGCCAUUACUGGAUGCCCAAGUGGAUCAAUGCCGCUGACCCUUCUGCCCGCACACUGACCCACUACAAGUCAGCUACCAAAGCUUAGGAAACCCAGGCCACAUGGAGAGGCUGCAUGUGAAUUUGGGCUGACCGGCCUAGCAAAGGGCUCAGUCGACAGCCAACAACGGCCACCAGCUGCCAGCUGUGUCAGGGAGUGAGGCUCCAGAUGGUUCCAGCUGCUAAUCUUUGAGUCUUCUACCUGGAGCCCACACAUGGAAAGGAGAGAGGAGCCAUCCCUGCUGUGUGCUCUGUCCAAGUUCUUCAUUCACAAAUCUGUGAGCAUAAUAAAAACCUGUUUG